Elaeis guineensis (African oil palm) is the source of this 1764-nucleotide messenger RNA. Lineage: Eukaryota; Viridiplantae; Streptophyta; Magnoliopsida; Arecales; Arecaceae. The record is from RefSeq and is a predicted model, not a curated record.
CACGCUUUCUAAGCUUUCUAAGAUUCGUCGCCGGGAAUCCUCAUCACCCCCUCCCCUCCCCCUCCCAACUUCUUCAUCUCCCUUCCUUUAUUAAAAGCCUUCUCGAUUCCUUCUUUUUCCUCUCUCUCUGACUGAAAUUUCUGGGUCUCCGUUGCCUCUGGUUCGAGUAUUUAUUUGACUUUGACAUCCUAUUGGGAAAUUAUUGCCAUUUUUUCUCUAAUUAUUCUUCGAUUUACUCGAUCUCUGGUAGAUCUUUAUUCCUCUGGGGUUUGUCUUCAGUUCAUGGCUGAUUCUGUUUCGAUGUUAGUUUUCUAAUUAAUUAAGGAUGAUUUUUUCUUUUUGAAAAGCUAUUGGUCUCUCUCCGAUCGGGGUUUCUUUUCCCCUUUCCGUGGUUUACGGUUUCGAAGAAAUCUUUGGUUUGGUCUGAGAAAGAAAGAAUGCGAAUCCGAAUCGCUAACGCCUUUAGCUUUUGGGCAUUCGUGGAACGCUCUAAAUAGUGGGGGGAGAGAAGGCCAAAAGCAGCGACGAGGGAGAAGAGCAAGGAGGGAUAAAAAAAAGAGCCAGCUUUACCACUAUUACUUGGAGCUCUAGGGUUUGGGAUGGAGAGGGGCUACGGAUCGGCGUACGAGGCGGCGGCUGGGGGAGGAGGAGGUGGAGUGGUGCUGUCGAGAGACCCCAAGCCAAGGCUCCGGUGGACACCGGAUCUCCACGACCGGUUCGUCGACGCCGUCGCUAAACUCGGCGGACCUGAGAAGGCAACACCAAAGUCAGUGCUGAGAGUGAUGGGCAUGAAAGGAUUGACACUAUACCAUCUGAAAAGCCAUCUUCAGAAGUAUAGACUUGGAAAGCAAUCUCGGAAGGAGACCGGAGUAGAAUCGAAAAAAGAUGGAAGUAAUUCGAGUGGGAUCACCUAUUCCUCUGCAACCACUGGCAGUCUCCCCAGAGGAAACAAUGCUGGUGAAAUGCCACUUGCUGAGGCACUAAAGUAUCAGCUUGAAGUGCAGAGGAAACUCCAUGAGCAACUUGAGGUUCAAAAGAAGUUACAGAUGAGGAUCGAGGCCCAAGGGAAGUACUUGCAAGCAAUAUUAGAGAAAGCACAAAAAAGCCUCUCCUUUGACAUGAACAACUCUGGGAGUUUGGAAGCAACUAGAGCACAGCUUACAGAUUUCAACCUUGCACUCUCUGGUCUGAUGGACAAUGUAAAUCAAGUAUGUGAAGAAAAGAAUGAAGAGCUGGGACAAUUUAUACCACAGGACAACCUUAAAAGGGCUCACAGUUCAGGUUUCCAACUUUACCAGAAGCAACAAGAAGAUGGUGAGGAUAUCAAGCUUGCACCACAUGGAGGUUCACUCCUACUGGAUUUGAAUGUGAAAGGAAAUUAUGAGCUAUUUGGUGGGCCAAGAGGAAGUGAACUUGAUCUACGGAUACAUUCUCCAAGAGGAUAGAUCAUCUUGGCUGGUCUUGUUUGAGCUGUGAUCCUGUAGAAGUUCUUAUCGAGAAUUUUGGUUGUGAAUAUGGUAAAUUUCGACUUCUGCAUUGGCUGCUUGUUUGCAGGCUGGAUGGCUGUCCUACUGCUGUAAAUUUUAUUCAGUGCAGAUGUGAUAGAACUUUGAAUAAGUGGCAACAUUUGUUGACACUGUAAUAGCUCUUCAUAAUGAUGCACAACUUCAAUAUGAUAUGCAAGUGCAAAGAUAGAGCUCUUCGUUGUGAACUUGGACCUGUUUUACCUCUGGCAUUUUACAGGGCUAGUACUAAUAAUUGUUG